Molecule: messenger RNA, 3952 nt
Organism: Fonticula alba
Lineage: Eukaryota; Rotosphaerida; Fonticulaceae
Exons: 7
Coding region: 125-3928 (1267 amino acids)
Cellular component (GO): plasma membrane
Molecular function (GO): calcium-activated cation channel activity
Source: RefSeq, a predicted model, not a curated record
CUCCUCCUCCUCCUCCUCCUCCCAAUACCCUGAAGGGAAACGGGACUACAACCGGCUGGUUUGCCUUUCCGUCUCUCCCUUCAGCGCUCUGGUGUCCCUGCUCCCCACUCCCUGGCUGCUCGACAUGGCUUGCCCGGUCGGGGUACCCAGCCAGCCGCGGCCAUCCCCGUCGCUGCUGAUGCUGCUCGCUUCGUUAAUCGCCAUGCUGGCCAUCGGUCCGGCCCUUGCCAUGGAGGCUAGCUCAUCCGCUGCCUCGCAGCCUGCCUCCGGCUCAACCCCAUCCGCCUCCUCCGCCUCCUCCUCCGAUGGAUCCACCGAGGAGGACCCCUCCCAGGCAUUGGCCUUCGCCUUCCUGACCAAUGCCGCAAUCGCUUUGGUGAUUGCCACGGCUUGGCUGCUGCUUCGGCCCUACUGGUCGGCGGUCUUCACGCCGAAUGUGGCCGAGGAACAGAACCGCGGGAUCCCAGAUCCGAUUUCCGCGCCGGUUGGCUUCUUCGGCUGGGUGCGGCCCGUCCUGACAACCCCUCUCGCAUGGUACCGGCGUCGACGCGGCCUCGACACCUACCUGUACAUGGACUGGGUGCACGACUGUGCCCUGCUCUUUGGGGGACUGCUGCUCUAUUCUCUCAUCGUCACUAUGCCGAUCAAUUCGGCCGGCACCAACAAGUCUCUCCCCGAAAAUGAUCCCUUUCAUGUGUCUGGCCUGGACAUCGUAUCCAUGGCCAACAUUCCUUACGGCUCGAGUUUACUAUGGGCUCACAUUGUCUCGCUGCUGCUGCUAACCGUGGCCCUGGUCUUUUGGGCCUACCGGCGGUACUUGCACUAUCACGUCCUGCGGAAGGCCUAUCUCGCUCGCGGGGAUGGCCAUCCGCCCGGGACACCCGAGUACAUCGAUGCCACGCCGACUCGGUCGCUCUUUGCCCAGCGGGUGGCCGUGCCGGCCGCCGCGCGGGACAUGUCCAUCACGGCGCAGCGGGCCCUGCUGCGGGAUGCCUUCGCCGAUUUGCUGAUGCGCCGGCUGACUCCCGAAUCGCCGGGCGACCUGGAGGCCGGCCAUGGGGAUGGUCCCCUUCUGAAGGUGUCGCCGGAUGAUGUGCGCGCCGUGGCCCUGCCUCGCCAUGACCCGCGGCUGGAGGCCCUCCGCCGGGAUGAGCAGUUCUUGGUGAAUCGCCUCCGCCGGGUGGUAGACCGUAAUGCCCGGCGUCUGGCCCACCAUUUGGGCCAGUCACACUCCAUCGACCGCGCCGAGGUCACCCCCUUGGGGGAGCCCCACGGCUCGGCCAUGACACCGGCCGAGUUGACAGCCGCCCACUUGGCACGCGUGCAAGCCGGCCUGUCAUCCGGGGCCCCGCGUGUCCAACACAGGACCGGCUUCCUGGGCAUCUUCGGCCAGAAGGUGGACAGCGAAUCGAACCUGCGCGUGCGGCUGCUGUCCGUGCAGUUGGCCAUCGCCAAGCGCCAGGCACGCCCUCAAUGCCGGCCGCUCGGGUGUGCCAUGUUCGUGCUGAGCUCUCGGGCGCUGGCCGAUGCCAUCCUCGACCGGCAGAAUGCCCUGCGGGUGAUGGCCACCAGCCUGCUGACUGCCACCGCCGGCGGUAACACCCUGCCCUCUGGGGCCCUGACAUUGCACUUCACCCCGGCCAUGAUGGAACGGGCGCGGCAGCGGGAUCUCCGGGCACGGGCCCGUGCGGCCGCCGCCCAGCAUGCUCUGGACGAGGCGUUGAGUGCCCUGCGUGCUGCCGGGCAUCUGGAUGCCGAUCUGCGCGCUUGGCUGGCCAUCGACGCCGAGGACUCCAUCCUGGACGAGCCGGAUGCCAUUGAGCCCGGUGCUGACGGCGAUGUGCAGCAUGCCGGGCCUCCGGCCGUGACGGCCGCCGGCCCCACUCCCGGCGGGCUGACCAAGGGUGCUGGCAGCUUCGCCGAUCCCCAGGACACGGGUGCGGACAUUCGUGAGGGCAUCCGCGGGUAUCUGUCCCCCCGGGGAGUCCCUGGCGGCGGUGGCUUCGAUGCCAGUCUGUUGGAGAUGGACAUUGCGGCCAAUCCCGAUGACCUGGCCGAAAUGGCUGGCAGCCUGUGCGACCCGCUGGAUGCCAGCGACUCGGAUGCCGAUGGUCUGCCGGCUGGCAGCGAGGCCAAGAGCCCGGCACCGCGUCUGGGCUCGGCCGGGACUGCUGGCUCGGCCAUCGAGCUGGCUAGCAUUCGCCUGGAGCCCCUUGACCAGGCGCCUGGCAGUGGCACCGUCGAGCAGGAGGCCCCCUCGCCGCCGAUGGGCCCGACCGAUGCACGCACUGCUCGGACCCGUGUCACCCUGACCGGGGGCCCGGAUCGCACGGACCUGGAUUGGCGGUCGCUGGCGUACGGCAACCUGGCCCUGAUGGUUCGGCGCAUCCUCUCGCUCGGGGUGUUUGUCUUCCUGAUCCUCUUUUGGGCCAUCCCGGUGGCCUUUGUCCAGAGUCUUGGGCACUUGCGCAGCUUGUCGCAGUCCUCCCCGGCCCUGGCGUGGAUCGGCGAUCUCCUGGACCUGCUCGGGCCCAACAUCGAGUCACUGCUCAACAACUACCUCCCCUCGCUGCUGCUCGUGAUCCUCAUGUCGCUGGUCGUGCCGUUGAUGUCCUUCUUGAUCGAGCGCGAGGCUCAUCCCACCCGCACCCGGUCCGACCGCCAUAUGUUUGACCGAUUCCUCACCUUCCUGGUGAUCAAUGUCUUUUUGGUGUCGACAUUGGCCGGGUCCCUGCUGGCCCGCCUGGAGGAGAUCUUCGACGGAGAUGUGUCGCUAAUUUUGCUGCUGGCGCAGAGUCUCCCGAGCCAGGGCAUGUUCUUUAUCGAGUAUUGCCUGGUGAAGUUCUCCUUCCUGAGCUUGGAGCUGCUGCAGCCGGGAUACAUGUUCCUUGUGCUCUUCAAUCAGAUCUUCCUCGGGGGCUUCAACGACCCGAAGCGGGAGUUCCUCUUUGCCGCUCGCUAUGCGUGGGACUCUUUGAUCAUCGUCAUUUCGCUGGUCUUCUCGCUGAUGUACCCGAUGAUCCUGUGCUUUGCCUUCGCAUACUUCGCAUUUUCGGCCCUGGUCCACCGGUACAACUUCAUCUAUGUCCACCGGAACCCGGCGCAACUUGGAGGCCGUCUGUGGCCGCGUACGCACCGCUCCGGCGCCGUGGCCCUGGCUCUCUGGCAAUUGACCAUGCUUGGUGUAUUUGCGCUGAACGGAUCGGCCGGCCGCGGGCCGGCCAUCUUGACGGCCGUCAUCAUGACCCUCUCCGGGCUGACGAUGUGGCUCAUCCCGCCGCUGACCCGGCGCCUGGUGGGCCUGGUGGAGGCCCGGCGCCAGGAAACCGGCCGGCGGUCCCUGUCGCAAUGGGCCCUGGACCUGCCGACGACCAUGCUGACGCACACGUCGCUCGGGGCCAAUGCCGGGCCGCGGGACCAUACGCCCGCUUCGCCGGACUCCGCCUCGGAUGAUGCCCCCUCGGUGGAUUCGGUUGCGCCACACACCGGCCUGGAGGAGGGCUACUCGGAACGUCUGCGGCGGCUGCUGGAGCGGACCUUCCGACGGAUGUUCCUGCCACCGACUCGCGAGCAGCUGGCCUCCCCCUCAAGGCCGCUGCUGGAUCCGCCCUCGCUGUUCGCCUGGACACACAGCGGCCCGGUGCCCGGGUCGUCCUCUGGCGAGAGCUCCCCCACGGCGGACACCUCGCUGGAUGUGGUCGCCGGGCUGGACCUGGCAGGACUGCGGCUGACCAUGCCGGUCGAGGGGCCGGCCUAUCCGGCGCCGGAUCGGCUGUACUAUCGCGAGCCGAUCAUGCGGCCGCUGCUUGCGACGCCGGAUGCGCGCCUGGCCGCCGCCACGGCCGCCGCCACGGCCUCCGCCACCGACGGCGCCGGCGCCACCGACGGCGCCAGCGGCUACCAUGAUGCUGGGCAGUACUAUGACUAAAGGCUGCUGCUGCUGCUGCUGCUG